Messenger RNA from Mycena indigotica, 477 nucleotides. RefSeq lists its product as uncharacterized. NCBI's taxonomy places the organism in Eukaryota, Fungi, Basidiomycota, Agaricomycetes, Agaricales, Mycenaceae. The record is from RefSeq and is a predicted model, not a curated record. Bases 1 to 477 code for a protein of 158 amino acids. The transcript is spliced from 6 exons.
AUGCCAAAACGGUUGAACAACAACAACGGCACUAUAACACGAGGUCUCCCGGCCGGUCGGGUCCGUGACCCGACGGCACGUGUCAUUCUCCCGCUUCACCCUCUCCCGCUCGCCCACCAUGUCCUUCCUCAAGACCAAGCCGGUGCUGUCUACAACUACCCCCAAGCCGCCUCCCCCGCUCGUGCCGCCUUUGCCUGCCGCCAAACAACCCUACAAAUCACCAGCUUGUCAGCGCCGAGCUCAGUCUAUCUAAAAAGGGUGCUGCAAUGCCGACUACUCCCGCCAGCGCUGCUCGAACCACGUUUCCCGCUCCCGCUCCCGCCUUCUGCAACAGCCGCCGAACGCGCGCGGGAAGAUUGCGCCGGGCGUGGUCAUUCUAGCAAGAGAGAGGUCACGGCGGGGAAGCGGGAUGUGGACUCGGAGGAAGUCGUGAAGCUAGCAAAGGGCAUGCUUGUCGUGAGCUGGAAUGGGAGUUAG